AUGGGACCAGAUGCUCAGGUCGAAGAACGACAAGCUGCCGCCAGAAAGUACCUGCCGAUCAUAGAGAAGGUCUACGCUGGGGUCAACAAUGAUAUUUCCGAGUCUAGCCUUUUAGGUGAGCUGUUGAAACUGAUAGCUCAACUACCCAAGGAUUUCCAUCUAUUUUGUGAUCCAGACUUCAGGCCACUUUCAAUUUUUUGUCUGACAAUAUUCUCAUUCAAUGAGCAGGAGACUAUGACCUGGUUAAAAAACAGGUUUAAUCCAACUUUGGCUAGUUGUGAUAAAUGCAUAUUAAAUUUUACUCGUGGUAAGUGUAAGAUGCUCCAGCAUUUUGCCAUUCAGAGACAUGUACCUCACGAACAUGUCGCCAAGUUCAACGACAUAGUCUGCCUGUGGAGAAUUGAAGCCAUCCUUCCUGUCUUGCAUCAAAUUUCCAACAAGGAUAACACUGCAGUUGAAGUCACCAGAGACAUUGAAUUGGCCGUCUUCGAAUGCUUGUGCAAUCCACACAUGUUACGACUGAAUAAAGAAUUCAAAAUGACAUUUGACGUUAUAUUCAAAUUUCUAUACCUGUCGAAACAGCCUUUCCUUGAUUCUGAAAAUUCAGAAUUAAUGCGCACAUUCAUCGCAGGGAUGAUUUAUUGUUGGUGUGAAGGCACUCCCGAGCAGAUACAAUGGGCUCGAACCAUUCUCAAAAAAUUGCAUACUGAGAAAUUCUCUCUCACAGCUUCAAACAUGACUUCAGAUAUACUGGAAGAAGUUAACAUACAUGUACUUUUUCUGCAAAACCCAGCGAAUUGGAAUGAAGUUGUUGUUUCACAGUUUUGGUCUAGGCUAAUAUCAGUUUUCUCAUUUUUCGAUGAAGAUGCUCUUAUAGACAAUUUCGAAGUUCCAAAUAACAUUGAAUCGCUGAGAAAGACGUAUAGGUUUCCUAUUGAAUCCAUCUUUAAGCUGUGGUACCAUCACUUGGGGAAAACAUACCGUGAUAAACCUUUGGAAUUCUUACUGAGAGCUCUAAGCAUGUUCCUUGAUAAACUGGGUUCUGAAUUUUGGUCUAAAAUUGAACCGUACACAUUCCAUAGUAUUUUAGACAUCGUUUUCGAUCGUGAUUCUUUUGCGCAAAAACUCAUCCGUAUUCAGGAUAACAAGAUAGCUGAAGAUGACAUUGAACUUGUCCUUUCAUUCUCUGGUUGCCUCACUGAUAUGGUUUCAUGGACAUUGAUGUUUUAUCACUCAUUGACAGAAUCUAAAAAGAUCCAGAUGGUAAAAAAAGUUUCGAUGGCAUUUCUAAGAGUCAUCGCAAAUCAGCCUUCGUUGAAGUCAAUUCCUAAAGCUUGCUUGAUGAACUCGUCUACAGCUCUAUUAACAGCAGUAUUGACCAUUAAGAAUGAGGAACGUGAUAAACUGUACGAGAGAGAUGAUUUCGAAGUUGUACUUUAUUCAAAGACGGACUCGAGAGCACUGUUAAAUAACCCACUAAUUCAAGACGUGGUAAUACGUUCGGCUACUCAUCCGGAUGAGCUGUAUCCUGGCUUAGGUAACUCGACAACUUCCGUUUCAACAUCCGCCAUGAUGGUGCUGACCAAGUGCAUGAAUUUCGACAUCUUGAUGCUUUGUCAAACAUCAUACAAACUAUAUGCAGGGAAGCAUAUCAACAACAUUCCUUUUACGGACGCUUUGCUGGAUAACUUAACAAAAAAAUUGGACCUUAGGUCAUUUCAUGAUGGCCCACUUCUAGCAAAGCAGCUACUAGUAUCAUUAAGGGAUAUUAACGGAUUGUUGAUAAUUUCUUCCAAAGAACCAGCUGCAGUCAGGCAUAACGCUGAUGUUAAGCGUUUCUUGGUUCUAUGCACCGGCUUGGUGGCCAAAUUUGCUGAUAUUCUGCCCAAACAACUUUCAAAUGUGCUUACGGAUAGUGAAGCUGCACAGGGCUUCUGGUCAUGUAUCUUUUCACCUAACACGGAGCUAUACCAAGCAGCAACAAAUAUACUUUACGACACUUUUGAUGUUGAAGGCAGACUGGAAGGUAUUCAAGUCAUUUUAGCUGGUAACUUCACUGGUCACCUAAGUGCCAUCAAUCGUGUUUUGCAUCAACUAAUACAAUGUGAGUUUUAUGAGCCAUGUCCUAGGGCCAUCCGAGUCCUCAUGGACGUCGUUAGUGCAUUCACGGACCCAGUUGGCGGGGUGUUCUCUAAUUUCUCUACCCUCAGAAACAAUAAGACCGAUAGCGAACUUUGUCACUUCUGGGAAUUGACUUGGUCUUUUUUGGAUACCAUCUAUCGUUGUACGCUAACGUGGGCGACGAAGUACGAGUAUUCUGAGCUUGAGAAUUUUACCAAAGACACGCUGGAUUUGAGCAGGACGCUGGUAGACUCUUAUAGGGAGUUCCUUGAUAUAUUCCAAGAUACCAAGGUGGACUUUUUUGAAAGUGUUUUGAAAGCUAUGAAGAACAUGCUUUAUUGGUUGAGAUUGAGCGACGAAGCUUUAUUGGACUCUUGUGUUAAACUAAUUGUGAGCGCCUCCGAUUUAGCCAUGGAGAAGGACAUAAAGUUCAGCGACGACUUAGUUGAACAAAUGGCAAAGUAUGGAUCGAAAGCCAAAAAAUACUCCAAUAAGCUUUCCGAGCAGCAGAUGUCAGAAAUCUUGACUAAAGCGAAGUCUUUUGAUCGCGAAUUGACAGAAAAGAUUAUAGCAGAGGCAGAAGAUUACCACAAGGAAAAAGCUCUCAUGAAAUUGGGAAGCCCGGCACCGUCGAGCAUGUCUCCAUCACCGGCGGUAGAGUCGAAGGCCGACUUCUUGCAACGGAAGGCUUUAGCCUCUUCUAUCACAGGGCGCCCUAAGACCUCUCAGUCCAAGAUCACGUCAUUUGGUACCAUGCAGGCAGGCAGCAUGCCCAGAAUAUCUACCAAACCAACUAAACCACUAUCCAAAAUGGAACUUGCCAGACGACAGCUUCUAAGUAAUCGAGUGGUGCAUCCUCCGAGUAACACUGUGUUCCAUUCUAAGACAAGGACUGCUGCAGACAGGAAUGGCGAAAGCAGCAGUGAUGAGAGCGAUGGCGAUAUUGAGGUUGCCAGGGAACUGUUUGCCACUGCAAAAGCGAAGGGAGAAGGUAUACAGACUCUUGAUAUCAACGGGAAAGCUGUUCGUAAGAGCACGAAUGCAGAACGUGCAAAAAUUGAAGAGGAAAAUAUGCGUAAAAGGCUCAACGUUGAUCUCAACCCAUUGUACGAGACAGUUUUGCAGUGGGACUAUUCCAGACGAAGUGACUAUCCUGAUGACGAAUCUCCCGAUAAGUAUAGUAAGGUAAAGGACUCAUUCAACUCCGUGAAUGAAUAUAGGAAAGUUAUCAGGCCAUUACUACUUCUAGAGUGUUGGCAAGGGCUGUGCUCUACCCGUGAUAGAGAGGAUUUUAAACCGUUCAGUGUAAUUGUGGGCAAUAGAACAGCUGUUUCCGACUUUUACGAGGUUUACGCUUCGGCCUCGAAGACCAUGAUACAGGACGCAGGUAUCACAGAAUCAGACAUAAUUGUUCUGGCUUAUUUUCCUGGUAACGAACAGGUCUCGACAAUGAGGAACGAAGAUUUCAAGAAGGCAUCUCAUACCUGUCUCGCGAAGGUUAAAACAUUGAAAAAUACAAAAGGCAAUAAAGUCGAUGUCACACUGCGAAUUCAUAGAAAGCACAACUUCUCCAAGUUUUUGACUUUGAGGUCAGAAAUAUUUGCUGUUAAAGUAAUGCAAAUGACCACUGUGGAGAGAGAAUACUCAACUCUAGAAGCACUGGAAUAUUACGACCUGGUAGAACAAAUUUUACGCGCCGCCCCAUCACAAUCAGUCGAAGUUGAUAGCAGCGAAGUCGAUUUUGUGAAAUCCAACUACAAACUGAAUUCUUCUCAAGCGAAAGCAAUUGUCAACACUGUUUCAAAAGAGGGCUUCUCCUUGAUUCAGGGUCCACCCGGUACUGGUAAAACGAAAACAAUAUUAGGUGUCAUUGGCUACUUUUUGUCAACGCGUAAUACACUGCCAUCCAACGUCAUUCAAGCGCCAAAGGGCAGUGUAUCGUUAUCCACUGAGCAACUCCUGAAGAAACAGAAGAUCUUAAUUUGUGCACCAAGUAAUGCCGCAGUAGAUGAGAUCGUCCUCCGUCUGAAGGAUGGGAUAACCAAUAGGCAAGGUGGGAAGUUUCAGCCUAGCAUUGUACGUGUUGGUCGUUCUGACGCCGUGAAUGCAGCGAUCAGAGAUUUGACUCUGGAAGAGCAGGUGGACAAACAGGUAUCACAGAAAAAUUACGAGUUCUCUAAUAAUCCUGACUUGGAAAAGAAGUUUAGCUCCACUGUUGCCCAGAGAAGAGAGCUAAGAGCCAAAUUGGAUGCCGAGAAUGGGUCUGCUUCAAGUUCUUUGUCAACUGAAGAUAUCGCUAAGUUGCAGAUAAAAAUCCGAGAACUCAGCAAGGAGCUUAAUGAACUCGGACGGCAAAGAGACGAAAUCCGAGAGAAGAACUCUGUCAAUUAUAGGAACAGAGAUCUUGAUAGACGCAAUGCUCAAGCUCGUAUCUUGGCAAGUAGCAAUGUCAUAUGUUCUACGCUUUCAGGUGCCGCACACGAUGUGCUAGCUUCGCUUGGUGUGAAAUUCGAUACUGUCAUAGUUGAUGAGGCUUGUCAGUGUACCGAGUUAUCGGCAAUUAUUCCCCUUCGAUACGGGGGUAAGCGCUGUAUCAUGGUGGGUGAUCCAAAUCAGCUGCCACCUACUGUUCUCUCUGGCGCGGCAAGCAAUUUUGGUUAUAAUCAGUCUCUUUUUGUGCGCAUGGAGAAGAAUAGCUCGCCAUACCUGUUGGACGUGCAGUAUCGUAUGCACCCGGCGAUCAGUAAGUUUCCAUCCGCAGAAUUUUAUAAUGGUCGUUUGAAAGAUGGGCCAGACGUUGAAAUACUGAACAUUCGACCUUGGCACAAAAAUGCACCUCUCACGCCAUAUCGAUUUUUCGAUAUAGUUACUGGUAAGGAAUCCCAAAAUGCGAAAAGUAUGUCAUAUGUUAACACGGAAGAAAUACGAGUAGCGAUUGAAUUGGUCGAAAACUUGGUGAAUAAAUAUGAAAGGGAACUCGACUUCUCUGGUAAAAUUGGGGUAAUUUCCCCCUAUAAGGAGCAAGCAAUGACCAUGAGAAGACAAUUCAGAUCUCACUUUGGCGCUUCCAUCGCGCAGUAUGUUGAUUUCAACACAAUUGAUGGUUUUCAAGGUCAAGAGAAGGAAAUUAUCAUUAUCUCAUGUGUUCGUGCUGACGAUUCCAAGACAAGUGUUGGUUUCUUAAGAGACUUCCGCCGUAUGAACGUUGCAUUGACCAGAGCGAAGACUAGUAUGUGGAUUCUUGGUCACCAAAAAUCUCUGGUCAAAAAUAAGCUCUGGCGAAAUUUAAUUACCGAUGCCCAGGGAAGAGGCUGUUUGGAAUUUGCCUGUCCUGGGUUUCUCAAUAAGAAAAAUCACAAUGCUCAAAGAACCUUGGAAAGAUUCCGAGGCUCGCACGAUGGUCCUAAGAUGGACGACGAAUACAAUCCGUAUGAAAGAGAUCAAUACAAGAAGAUUCAGAAAACUAAACGUAAACAUGAAGAAACGAAUGCCAGCGGGAAGGCUCUGGGCAGAGGGAAUACACCUUCAGCAGCUGGAGCAGUUGGAGUCAAGAAGAAGAAAUCAUCCAUAUUUGGAGGUCCCUCUGUAGUCGAAGCAGGAAAACAUGCGAAUGGUCCAUAUAUCAAAGAAAAGGGAAGCUCUAAACAAGUAGAAACCAGUACCAAGGCAACGGAUAAUCGACACGUUCUAUUUUCUGAUAAUGUCCAAGUAAUACCACAGACCGGUGACGAGAACAUGGACGCUAAUAGGAAUGCAAUCGCAGAUCAUCAAGGAGCGGCGAAAUCGAGAUCCAGUGACGACGAGAAUGAUUAUGUUCCACGUCCAGUGGAAAUGAAAACCGAUUUGCGCCAUCAAGAAUCAGAGUCUGUCGCGGAUGAGGAUGACUAUCACCCCGCUGACGCACCGAACGGGCUCCGCGAUUGUGCAGUACCAACUUCGGUUAGUCCUAUCAGCCAAAAUGUCUCUCCUGCUGGAAGCCCAUCGACAGUUAGCAAUGAAACUGGUCAUAAUGGCCAAAAAGCCACUGGAAGGAGACAAAAAUCGUCAACGCCAUUCAUCCCCAGGAGAAGGCAGCAGCAUCGAUAA
This is a messenger RNA of Torulaspora delbrueckii, 6207 nucleotides long. It is a transcript of the gene SEN1, whose product is annotated as DNA/RNA helicase SEN1. Gene Ontology annotation, cellular component: nuclear body. Gene Ontology annotation, biological process: termination of RNA polymerase II transcription. The record is from RefSeq and is a predicted model, not a curated record. Gene Ontology annotation, molecular function: helicase activity; transcription termination site sequence-specific DNA binding. The transcript has a single exon. NCBI's taxonomy places the organism in Eukaryota, Fungi, Ascomycota, Saccharomycetes, Saccharomycetales, Saccharomycetaceae. Bases 1 to 6207 code for a protein of 2068 amino acids.